AUGAGGGUCAUCCAAGGUAUGGCAUCCGCACCGCUCGAGACUCUUGUUACGUCGACUGUGUCCGAUCUUUUCUUCGUCCACCAACGAGGCACUCGCCUGUCCAUCUGGGGGAUGAUGCUUUCUUCCGGCGUCUUGCUCGGCCAAACGAUCUCCGGGGCUAUCAUCCAGAACCUCAGCUUCGAGUCGACCUUCGGUAUCUCGGCGAUCAUAUAUGUUCCUAUCAUGGUCGGUCUCUACUUCGUUGUUGUCGAGACCACCUACAAUGGUCCUCGCACUGGAGGACCAAAGAUUCAGAUCGAAGAGAAGGGCUCGUUCUUCGAGAUUGACACUUCCGAGAAAGAAACAUAUCGCGACAAAUUGCGCCUAUUCCACGGCCGCCUUUCACCCGAGUCGUUCUGGAGAGGCGUCUGGAAGCCCGUCCCACUCAUCGCCUACCCUGCCGUCCUCUUCUCGACCGUCGUCUACGGAACAUACUUCACCUUUCUCCUGACUAUCUCGGUCCUCGCGGUCACUGCCCUGUCACUGCCCCCCUACAACCUCAACCCCGCUCAAAUCGGUCUUACGAACGUUCCCCUCCUCCUUGUCGGCUUCAUUGGCUCGCCGCUCUCAGGCUGGAUGGCCGAUUGGGCUGCUAAGUUUAUGGCCCGCCGCAACAACGGUGUCUUCGAGCCCGAAUUCCGCCUCGUCCUCAUGCUCGUCGCCGUCCCCUUCGCCACCGUCGGCUUCAUCGGCUUCGGCUACUCGCUCCAUAACGCUGCCUCCAUCUACCAGGUCAUGGCCUUCUUCUCCAUCUACUCGUUCUCCGUGCCCUUCGCUUCGCAGGCUUCGCUCACAUAUGUUAUCGAUUGCCAUCCUACCGAUGCGAACCAGGCCUUUGUCACUAUCAACUUCACAAAGGCGAUAUUCACGUUCCUGGCGACUACGUAUGCGAAUGGGUGGAUGAUGCAGGUUGGGCCGAAGACGGUGUUUGUGGCGCUGGCAUGCAUCAACCUCGCAGUGUGCUCCUUGACCAUCCCAGCCUAUGUUUUCGGAAAGAGGUUCAGAAGCAUAAUCGCGCGGAGUAAGUUUGGGCAGAAGAUGGCUGCGUAA
Didymosphaeria variabile is the source of this 1089-nucleotide messenger RNA. RefSeq lists its product as uncharacterized. Lineage: Eukaryota; Fungi; Ascomycota; Dothideomycetes; Pleosporales; Didymosphaeriaceae. Gene Ontology annotation, molecular function: transmembrane transporter activity. The transcript has a single exon. The record is from RefSeq and is a predicted model, not a curated record. Gene Ontology annotation, biological process: transmembrane transport. The coding region runs from base 1 to 1089 and encodes 362 amino acids.